AUGUCUGCUUCUCUUGCAACUGAGUGCAACGAAGUGAAGGAGAAAUAUGAUACAUGUUUCUUGAAAUGGUACAGCGAAAAAUACUUAAGAGGGUUGGGGAAGGCCGAUGACAAUGAUUGUGCUGCCCUUUUCAAGCAGUACCAGGCGUGUCUAAAUGUGGCCCUCAAGCAAAGAGGUAUUGACAAGCUUCUUGAGGAAGCAAGGGAAGAUAACCAGGAGAAUGAUGUGGUGCAUAUGCAUCGCAAA
Messenger RNA from Cryphonectria parasitica EP155, 246 nucleotides. RefSeq lists its product as uncharacterized. The transcript has 4 exons. Lineage: Eukaryota; Fungi; Ascomycota; Sordariomycetes; Diaporthales; Cryphonectriaceae. The annotation marks the transcript as partial. The record is from RefSeq and is a predicted model, not a curated record.